This is a messenger RNA of Heterostelium album PN500, 4149 nucleotides long. RefSeq names its product alpha-mannosidase. Lineage: Eukaryota; Evosea; Eumycetozoa; Acytosteliales; Acytosteliaceae. Gene Ontology annotation, cellular component: lysosome. Bases 1 to 4149 code for a protein of 1382 amino acids. Gene Ontology annotation, biological process: mannose metabolic process. Gene Ontology annotation, molecular function: carbohydrate binding; alpha-mannosidase activity. The record is from RefSeq and is a predicted model, not a curated record. The transcript is spliced from 13 exons.
AUGGAAACAAUUCAUAUUGAAGUUUAUAUAAAUAUUGUUUCAUUUAAGAUCGAUCAGUCGCAAAACCACCUUGAGAAAAUGGGAAAAAGAAAAUCAGCCAAGCCACCCCCCAAAAAGAAGAUUAUGACUAAACUUCCAAAAUAUUUUGAUUGUCCAUUUUGUGAUCACACUCAAAGUGUUGAAUGUACCUUAAAAAGAGAAACACAAGUUGGUACUGCAAAAUGUAGAUCCUGUCAAUCAUCAUACAGCACAAAAAUCAAUGAACUAAGCGACCCAAUAGAUAUUUACACUGAUUGGAUCGAUGCCUGUGAAAUGAUAAACAAACCAUCGGGUACUAUUGGAGUCAUUUUUAAAACAAAUGAUCAUAACAUCUCUGCAUCAUGGUAUCUCCUCCGUCAGAGAAAACAAAACAAACUCAUGAGAAGAUGGUCUCUGAAAUCGGUCUUCUUGAAAGUUCGUUGUUUUCAUCUAUUUUUAUAUUUAAUAGUAUUAAAAACGAAAAUGUUAUUAUUGGAAACUUAUAGAGAUAACAUCCUGAGGAUGUUGGCGUUUGCAUUGAUAGGCACCCUAAUGUUUACAUUUUAUUUAAAUAAUUCAUCGAACAAUAAUAGUCAAUUAACAUCCCACGGUGCAUUCCGUGAUGGAGUCAAUAAAAUUGUACAAACCGAAAUUUCUCCUGCAACCAUUUUACUUGUACCACAUUCUCAUUGUGAUGCAGGUUGGUUACAAACUUUUGAAGAAUAUUAUGAUAAUAAAGUUUAUAGUAUAUUGGAUUCAGUUAUUUCUGAACUUAAAAAAGAUCAUUCAAAACGAUUUAUUUGGUCUGAAAUUUCAUUUUUUAGAAAAUGGUGGGACAAUCAAAAACAACAAAUAAAAGAUAGUGUACAUGAUUUAGUAGAGUCUGGUAGAUUUGAGUUUAUAGGUGGUGGUUGGGUGCAGAACGAUGAAGCAGUUUCAAACAUUGACGAUGUUAUGGAUCAGAUUACCGAGGGUCACAUCUGGAUAGCCAAACAUUUCAAUAGAACCGUUGAGUAUGGCUGGCAGAUCGAUCCUUUCGGACAUUCGUCAUUGACUCCAACACUGUUCGCUCAGCUCGGCUUCAAAGCGAUGAUUGGCAAUAGAAUCACAGACAAGGCGAAAGAGGUGAUGCGUGAUGUUAGACAGUUGGAUUUCAUUUGGGAGGGUUCUGCGCUGCUCGCCGACAAGAGCAGAAUGUUUGUGCAUCUGCUGAACUAUCACUAUGGUUAUCCGUCGCAGGAGAUCUACAACACCGAAGAACCAUACGCCAAAUUCCUAAACAACGUUGAGACCUAUGCCAAGGCGGUGCACGAUCUCAUCGCUCGCUACCGUGACGCAACACUUUCAAACAUCGUAAUGAUUCCAUGGGGAGACGACUUCACCUAUGCCGAUGCCGAAGAUGAAUUCAAGCGUGCCGAUACACUCAUCGAUUUGCUCAAUGACGACAAAGAAAAGAGAAACAUCAAGGAGAUUAGAUACGCUACAUUGUCAGAGUAUUUCGAGUUGCUAUUCAAGGAUAUUAAGGAACGUUCUCUGCCGUUACCGCUAUUUAAAAAUGACUUUUUUCCAUACGUCACAAAGAAUGAAGAGCCGUGGACAGGUUUCUAUUCCAGUCAUACAUUGCUAAAGAAAGAGAUUAGAGAAACAUCGACAAUGGUUCGUUCCGCUGAUAUUUUCUAUAGUUUAGCCGUUGCAAAAUCAUCGUCAAAGUCGAGUCAUCUCAAGGGUAUAAAUGGUUUGGCGCCUGGAUUGGAGGAAGCGCGUCAUAACCUGGCGAUUACUCAACACCACGAUUCAGUGACUGGCACAGCUCGUAGCUAUGUAAUGAACGACUACUAUGUGAAGCUGCAGAAAGCAAGAGAAUCAGUAGAGUCUGUUCUGGUCAACUCGAUCGAGUAUUUGAGAGUUGUCAAUACCACUGUUGCCUCGGACAACAACGACGGUGUUCUGGAGAUAAAGAACGUUCUCGAUAUCAAUUGGAUGAGUAGCGAUACAAAGAAAGGCGGAUCCUACGCAUUGGUACUGACAAACACACUCGCUUGGAACAGAACCGGUCAUACUUCGAUUCGAGUCAAGGGCAGUCGUGAUAAGGUCGGUCGCAUCAGAGUGGUCGAAGCCGACACUCUCAGUGUCAAACAAACACAAACUAUUCCAGUGAAUUUGCAGUUGGAAUGUAAGAACAACGUAGACGAGUAUAACAUUUAUUUCAUAUCUUCGGUGCCGCCAGUGGGAUCGUCGACUUAUUAUCUACUUUUGGAGUCAACCGAGAACAAAGAUACAUGGUCAACGAUCUCUGAAAACUAUUUCUUUGACACCAACUACAAGCUGGAAAAUCAAUUUUUGACAAUCAACUUUAAUUCACAUGGUUUUAUCAAUAGUAUCACCAGACAACUGACCGCCGCCGCCACCACCACAGUCCAACUCAAUGAAACGAUGCAACAAUACACCACAAUGAAGAGUGGUGCCUAUCUAUUUAUUCCCGACGACAAAUCCAAUGAUUUCAGUGGCAAUUCCGACAAGAAAAAGUAUUACUACAUAACUGGUCCACUUCUGAGUCAGGUGCUUGUCUAUUCAUACGGAGGUGACGUCUGCAGUCCAAAGACCAUCGUACUACACAGAGUGUACAGGUCCGACAGCUCACAACCAUGCAGUCUAGAGAAACUAGUGGAAGUCGGUUACUCUGUGCCGGGUGAAGGCAACCGUGAAACCGUAUUCAACUAUCAAACCAGCAUCAAGAGUGGAAAGAAAUUCUACACAGACAAUGGUUUGGAAUCACGUACCAGAUCACAUUUCAACGACAAUUAUAUUAAUUUCCAAUAUUUCCCUGUUUUAAGUUCUGCACAUAUUAAAGAUGAUUCUUUACAAUUUACAAUUUUCACAGAGAGAAGUCAUGGAGUUACUUCUCCAACCGAAGGUGGUUUGGAAAUAAUGGUACAUCGUACUUUGAUGCAAGAUGAUUGGAAAGGUUUAUCAUUUGCCAACAAAGACUUUGCAAGAAUCGAUGGAAAGUUCUAUUUGAACCUUGAUACCAUUGAGACUGCAACACAGAAUUCCAAACAACAAUCACUUCAAAUAUUACAACCACCAAUUCAACUAUAUCAAAAAUUUGUACAUAUCGACGAAUACAAGUUAAAGUAUAAACAGACAUUGUCAUUCUUUAAUAGUUCACUACCAUCGAAUCUCCAUUUAUAUUCGUUGAAGUUCUAUAAUCAAUACGAUAGCAAAGGAAAACCAUUGAUCUAUAUGAGAAUAGGUGAUAUUCAAGUAAGAUCUGACACUACCCCACAACUCGUUGACUAUGACUCGCUAUUCAGUAGCGAUCUAACUGUAUCAAACAUGAACAGGUUGGGACUAAACUUCUUACCUUAUAAAAAACCAUAUGCAUCAGAGUUUAAGAGUACAAAGAAAAGCUUUGUAAUGAAAACAGGAACUUUGUAUUUCUGUGAACAGGGUGCAAGUGAACAUCAACCGGAUCUCACAGAUGAUUUACAAGAUUUGGAUCAGGAUUCAAGUGAUAAUCAUAGUUAUAGUCUUUCACCUUUGGAAAUCAAAUCCUAUGGAAUGACGUUGAGCUUUGGCUCGUUGGUUAUCAGACCAGCAUCUAUCAAUGGAAAUCUUACUCUUGACAACCUCAAUAGCAAUGGCAGCAGCAUUAUCACUACCAACACAACGGAUGAUAAGAUUGUACUUCAGUUGAAUAGCGGUGAGAUCGAUGACCAGCUAACACAAGAACUGAAUCUACCGUUCCCUUUUAUGUUGGUAGGAAAUCCACAUGCAGCAAGAACCGGUUUGAACAAAGAAGAAUUGAAAUAUCCAUAUGACUUUUCAGUAUACAAGAUAGAUUUGGCAUACAAUAACGAUAGUGGUAGAAUAUCUUCACCAAAUUAUGGUCUGAUAGUUGGUGUUUCAUUCUUUGCUUUCUGUGGAGCUGUAGGUUUGGUUUUACUUGUUGUCACUCUUGUCCGAAGAAGAAUGAGAAGAAAUGUUGAACCUGAACAAUUACCCAAGUAUAUGAAUGAUGAUGAUGUUACAUCAAUGGCACAAAAAGACUUUGAUACUCCCACCAUUGCAACUACUGAAACUACAGAAACAAAGGGCAAAGAUCCAAGUGGUGAUAUAACAAUAGUCUAA